Messenger RNA from Penicillium bovifimosum, 2037 nucleotides. RefSeq lists its product as uncharacterized. Lineage: Eukaryota; Fungi; Ascomycota; Eurotiomycetes; Eurotiales; Aspergillaceae. Bases 1 to 2037 code for a protein of 678 amino acids. The record is from RefSeq and is a predicted model, not a curated record. The transcript has 2 exons.
AUGUCUACCGUCCCUCAGGGUCCUAUCGAGGCACGCUCAUUAUCCUCAGUCACCGCCAUCGCAUCAAAUCCCCCCGCCUACCCACGCAAUCCCACCCACGAGAAGCACGAACCGCUAUCUUUGUACAUUGUGCGCGUACCCGGAAGCAAAGACAUUUUCCUCUCUCCUCUGAAACCGCCGACAAAAUCCAGUGUCUCUGCCGAAGCUAUAAACGCCUCUCUAUACUACCUCCAUGUCGCAACUCCCGAAGACGAUACCCUGCUACAGCAAGUGGAGGAAGAGCGCGAGGAGGAGGCCCGUCUGCGCAAGGAGCGCCUCGAACAAGCGGGUGUCGACGACCCGACGCAGCGCGAAUUCAUCCGGUUGAAUAAUGUGCGCCGUAAGCCUGUUGGUGGAGGAGGGGAUGAAAAUGCCGAGCCUGUGCCGGCUGUCCCUCAAGAGGAGGAUGCUGCUGCCCCUCCAGCCUUGCCUCCACGUCCAGUGCCUAUGCCGCAAGUCACGGCGGAGAACGUGUCCUUCUCCGGGACUCCGGUUGCCAAUGCGCAGCAUCCUCCGGACAGCAAUGUGUCUGGAGGAGUAUCGGUUACUCCAGGCGUCAAGGGCGCUAUCCCGCGACGACCUUUACCUCCCCUGCCUCCUGGCGAAGAGACAUGGGCCAACUCUGCAGCCACGGAGGAUCCGUCUAAGCGGACAUCCCGAUGGAGUGCGCUUGCUGGACAUCUGCAGAACAGGGGAGAGAACUGGAAGGAGAAGUACGAGGCGCUGUCGGCUGGCCGCCAUAGUCUUGAUUCUCCCAGGCCGCGGCCUCGUUCCUCACACAACCGUCCUGCAUCACCGGUAGGUAGCCCUGGACAAUCUCCCAACCGGAAUAGAAAUGCACACAGCAACACCCCUAGCAACGCUGGCUUCCAUCUGACACUUAUCCGACGUGAUCCCACAUCCGGUACGCAAUGGAACGUGGCGACUAUCUCGACACCACGUAUGGACUGCAACACCGUGGAUAUCGAAAUCUCCACGCCGGGGUACGGCAGAUUCGCGGGUUCCAACGAGAUGCCUUCACUAUCCAGCCUGGCAGCCAGUCUACCACUAGGCAUAGGCCGCAUACCCAGCUCAGCCCUGCCCCAAUCACUACUGUCCCACGACCAACCAAAAGAGCAACCAACCAACCCACGCAAAUUCCACCGCCAACUCUGUGUAUCAAAACCCUUCGACGACCCCCUCACCGAACACAGCAACAGCCAUAUCCCAGACAGCCAAUCCAAGCUAAAAAGUGGCUACUACGUCUUCACCUCCCCCUGGAACGGCACCUGCACCUUCUCCAGCAGCGUCAACGGCCGAAGUCUCAAAUGCAAACACCUAAUCCCAAACCCGGGCUUCGAUCCAUCCAGCGGAACAGAAGCGUCCCCCGCCGUAACAGUCGCCGAACUCCGCUUCAACACCCCCUUCCAAGCCGCAAACCUGCACUCCCACGUCCACCACGCCUCCCACAAACCACACCCAUCCCACCUCUCCCCCUUCACCCAAAGCCAACUCCAAUCUCUCCGCAACAACGACGUCCCAGAAACCAUAACCCCAAACCCCCUCCACCAAUCCCCUAACAACGCCCACACAAAACGCAACUCCUUCUCCCAACUCCUAAACCCAAAUACCUAUACCCGUCCCCGCGCACACUCGGGUCCGGGUCUCACCCAGCCAUCCCCUGCAACCCCAUCUUCAUCCCCAUCCACAGACCCGCGCUUGAAUAUAAACUUCAACCCCUCAGACCUCCUCCGCCGAACAUCCCAGCGCGCCCACCGCUUCGCGCGCCAGAGCCAGUUCUACCGCGAUAGAAGUAAUAGUUCUGGAGCUGAUCUGGAGGAGUUUGAGUCUGAUGAGGAGAGGUUGGAUCUCUCGCUGGCGAGGGAGCCGGCUGGGGGUGGGUUGAGGGGGAAGAGUGCUAAGUUGGGGAAAUUGGUCAUUGAGGAUGAGGGGAUUAAGAUGUUGGAUUUGGUGGUCUCGGCUUGUAUGGCUGUUUGGUGGAGGGGGUAUUAUUAUUAG